Molecule: messenger RNA, 2861 nt
Organism: Manis pentadactyla (Chinese pangolin)
Lineage: Eukaryota; Metazoa; Chordata; Mammalia; Pholidota; Manidae
Gene: PIGU
Product: phosphatidylinositol glycan anchor biosynthesis class U
Exons: 11
Coding region: 630-1739 (369 amino acids)
Biological process (GO): attachment of GPI anchor to protein; protein localization to cell surface
Cellular component (GO): membrane; GPI-anchor transamidase complex
Source: RefSeq, a predicted model, not a curated record
UGUGUUUAAUAUAAGUUACUUAGUUGUGAGCUUGUAUAAUUUAAUUUUUGAUGAUAGCAGUGUUUAAAGGUGACUGGCAACAUUUCUAAGCAUUCCUCAAUUGUUCCAUUGAGCCCGUUUUUCAGAUAAGGGAUCUGAGACACGGAAAGGUUAAGCAACUUGUUCAAGGCCGCAGAGCUAAUCUGUCUACUGCUCCAAAAUGUAUCCCCAGAGUCAAUAAAUGUACAGUAAAUAAAUACACACUUAAUAUUCUUUAAAAACAUAAGAGGGAAACAUUUUAACAUUAAAGGCAUACAUACGAGGAAGUCAAGAUCUCUUUAAAAUUCGCUCACAAUCCUGGUAAGAUAAGGGCCAUCACUUGAUUACUUUGAGCAGCCCUGCAUGCCUUUACAAUUCACCUGCUACCACAGGAGACACUGCCCAACCCUUGGAAAGUUUGAGAGACCCCGCCUUCCGUCGUCUCGCCCCGACUCGCCGCGAGGCUUCUUGGGAAUGGUAGUCCCCAGUCUUGCAGCUCCGGCAUCCGCAGUGAGCAUCCACAGCCCGCGGAACUACCCAGCGCGGCUCCCAGGUCGCGAGGCUCUUCCGCCUUUCCCUCCUUGCCCUCCUGCGCGCCCGCCCCAGCGAUCAUGGCGGCUCCCUUGGCCCUGGUGCUGGUGGUGGCCGUGACCGUGCGGGCGGCCUUGUUCCGCUCCAGUCUCGCCGAGUUCAUCUCCGAGCGAGUGGAGGUGGUGUCCCCGAUGAGCUCCUGGAAGAGAGUGGUUGAAGGCCUCUCAUUGUUGGACUUGGGAGUAUCUCCAUAUUCUGGAGCAGUAUUUCAUGAAACUCCAUUAAUAAUAUACCUCUUUCAUUUCCUGAUUGACUAUGCUGAAUUGGUAUUUAUGAUAACCGAUGCCCUCACUGCCAUUGCCCUGUAUUUUGCAAUCCAAGACUUCAAUAAAGUUGUGUUUAAAAAGCAGAAACUCCUCCUAGAACUAGACCAGUAUGCCACAGAUGUGGCCGAACUCAUCCGAACCCCUAUGGAAAUGCGUUACAUCCCUUUGAAAGUGGCCCUUUUCUAUCUCUUAAAUCCCUACACGGUCUUGUCUUGUGUUGCCAAGUCUACCUGCGCCAUCAACAACACCCUCAUUGCUUUCUUCAUUUUGGCCACGAUAAAAGGUAGUGCCUUCCUCAGCGCUAUUUUUCUUGCGUUAGCAACAUACCAGUCUCUGUACCCACUCACCUUGUUUGUCCCAGGACUCCUCUAUCUUCUCCAGCGGCAGUAUAUACCUGUGAAAGCGAAGAGCAAAGCCUUCUGGAUCUUCUCUUGGGAGUAUGCCGUGAUGUACGUGGGAAGCCUAGUGGUAAUCGUUUGCCUCUCCUUCUUCCUUCUCAGCUCCUGGGAUUUCAUUCCUGCAGUCUAUGGCUUCAUACUUUCUGUUCCAGAUCUCACUCCAAACAUUGGUCUUUUCUGGUACUUCUUCGCAGAGAUGUUUGAGCACUUCAGCCUCUUCUUUGUAUGUGUGUUUCAGAUCAACGUCUUCUUCUACACCAUCCCCUUAGCCAUAAAGCUAAAGGAGCACCCAGUCUUCUUCAUGUUUAUCCAGAUUGCCAUCAUCUCCAUCUUUAAGUCCUACCCAACAGUGGGGGAUGUCGCCCUCUACAUGGCUUUCCUCCCUGUGUGGAACCACCUCUACAGAUUGCUGCACCCAAGGUCCACAGAAGACAGAUGGCGACACUGGACUUCCUGCCUACUCUGAAGACCUUCAGGCUCUGACCAUCCCCUCAUCAGACGAUGGCAUAGCAGUGAUCUAGUUGUGCUUCCUGGGUGCCCCACGUUUCCCUCUAUUGGGCUUGUUGCACUCUGUGCAGGUUCUUUUCAGUAUCUGUGCGUUCCCUUAGGGUACGUUCAUGACUCACCUCUGUGCCCCAGCACUCAGGAUCAGACCUGACACACAGAACAACUUAGUGAAUGUUGGUAGAUGGUUUUUUUAAGCCUCCCUAGUAAAGAGGCAGAACAACACUUGAUUCUCUAAACUAAAAUGUGAAGGAGCUGCGAACUUUACAUGCCUACAGUGGGUGCACAGCAAGGUAUCAAGAGUGAGAUCCGCCAGGGCACAGCUUCAGAGGAAGUGAGUCUUUGUUAUUGUUUUGGGGCUGUCUGGGUGUUAACAGGGAAGUGAAGCUGACCAGCUGCCAAAAAGAAAUCUACCUUUAAUAGAGGGCCUCUGAGCAAAGGUGUAAACAGCUGAGUGGGCGGGCCAACCCAGGGCUGCUCUCGCAGGUGGUGGCCUGUGGGGCAGUGACCAAUUCAUCCUGAAUGGAAGGAAGAAGUGGUGUCUUCUGCAGUGGCAUCCUCACUGUAUAGACAGUCACCCAAUCUAGUGGGCUCAGAGUCAGCUUGGGGCUAAGUGGCCAGUGAUAAGUUACAAAGCUGCCAAAUGUGAACAUAACCCCCCUUUUUUAGAGGGUUGGUCUUGGAGACAUUGAUCCUCUUUCCCCAAAAGUAGAGUAGAUUUUUUUCUUAGCUGUGUGUUCCACACAGGGUAUUUCUCUCCCUUGGUUAAUAAUUUUUCAUCCCAUACUGCUGAACACAGUCUAGAGUCAGACCAACUUGAAUCUGAAUCCUGGCUUUCUCAUUACUAGCUAUAUAUUUUAAGCAGAUCUUUUAACCUUUUUGAGCCUCCGAUUUUUUCAUCUGUCAAAUGAGUACAGUAUCUUUCAUGGGUGUUUUAAGUUUGAGAAAGAAUAUGUGUAAAUAGUACUGCAGUUAUCAUCAGUAAUAAUAUGCAGGAAGGUGUCCUGCGUGGUUCCAUGAUCAAAGCUUCAGUCUUCAUAGCCAGAGUCAUUCGGAGUCAUUGAAAUAAACAUACUUUUCAAAA